CCUAGCCUCUGUUGUCUUGUAUAUAUACUGCCCAAGCUUCAAUUUUCUUCGCUUCGUGCACGACAACACAACAUAAACUAGAAGCUAAGAAGCAUACAAUUCAAUGAAUCAGCAGCUGAAUUUGCCAGCGGGCUUCAGAUUCCAUCCGACGGACGAUGAGCUCGUGGUGCACUAUCUAUGCCGCCGGUGUGCGGGGCACCAGAUCGCUGUCCCCGUUAUAGCUGAGAUCGAUCUCUACAACUUCGAUCCAUGGGAUCUUCCCCAAAUGGCACUUUACGGUGAAAAGGAAUGGUAUUUCUUCUCCCCAAGAGACCGAAAGUAUCCCAAGGGUUCACGCCCAAACCGGGCCGCUGGGACCGGCUACUGGAAGGCCACUGGGGCCGAUAGGCCCAUUGGCAGGCCCAAUACCCUCGGCAUCAAGAAAUCUCUCGUCUUUUACGCUGGAAAAGCCCCAAGAGGAGUCAAAACCAACUGGAUUAUGCACGAAUACCGCCUGGCCAACGUCGAUCGAUCUGCGGGAAAAGCCAACAAUCUCAGCCUCGAUGAUUGGGUCUUGUGCCGUAUAUACAACAAGAAAGGGACAAUCGAGAAGCACUAUAACGUGGACGAGACAGACGUGCAGUUCUCAGACAGCGACGAACAGAAACCUAAUGACAGCUCGUACUGUGACAUCAUAGCGCAGUUUGACCUCUCGGACUCGAAGCCAAAAUUGCAAACAGACUCGAGUAGCGAGUUUGCAUGUGGUGAUAAUAGUAAGGAGGUCGAGAGCAAGCCUAAGUGGAGUGACCUGGAAAAUUCGCUCGAUUUUCAGCUCGGUUACAUGGAUGCGUUCGGGCAUGACCCGUUUGCGUCCCAAGUACAAUAUAGUGAUCACUACUCCUCAAUGUUUCAAGACAUGUUCUCUUCGUACAUGCACAAGCCUUUUUGAUCUAUGGGAUGUAGACUUGUAGUGUGGGCUUUGGUUGACCGUUGAUGUUUAUGUGGAUGGUGGAUUAUCGGAAUGCAAUUAGUUGAUGUGUAAAGAUAGGAGCAUUUUUGUAUGUUUAGGGACCAUAACAUAUGUGGUAUCAGUUUGUUGUUUUCAUUUUCUCCACAAAUGAAUGAUAAUCAUUUUAAUUUCGAUUUUGUAUUGGAAGCAAAUAAAGGAAGCAAGA
This is a messenger RNA of Striga asiatica, 1154 nucleotides long. Lineage: Eukaryota; Viridiplantae; Streptophyta; Magnoliopsida; Lamiales; Orobanchaceae. The record is from the annotation of a GenBank genome assembly.